Messenger RNA from Tetrahymena thermophila SB210, 1281 nucleotides. RefSeq names its product EF hand protein. Gene Ontology annotation, molecular function: calcium ion binding. The record is from RefSeq and is a predicted model, not a curated record. The transcript has 3 exons. NCBI's taxonomy places the organism in Eukaryota, Ciliophora, Oligohymenophorea, Hymenostomatida, Tetrahymenidae.
AUGGCCUCCAGCAACACAGUAUCAAAAGAGGAAUUAAAGAAAGCAUUUGAAGAAGCUGAUGAAAAUAAGAGUGGCAAACUCAACUAUUAACAGUUCACAGCUUUUGCAUCAAAGUUCGAGUAAAUUUCACAUAAGGAUGUUAAUGAUAUAUUUAAGCACUAAGAACUUCAUUAAGAUGAAAAGGCUAUAUCUUUAGAAGAAUUUUAUGUAUGGUGGGACAACAAAGAAAAGAAUCUCCUCCCUGUUUUCUACUUUAAGCAACAAAUGCAAAAAUAAAUAUCUAAAGCUAAGAAAGUAAUUUAAAAAUAAAAGGAAAGUGGACCAUAAUAAUAUGAGCAGAGUAAAUUUGAAGUUUCUAUUAACAAUGGAACAAAUGAAGGCUAAACUCUUUUGAGCCUCUAUCUCUCAAGUCAUUAGUAGUCAAAGAAAGACUGCUAAAAAUAUUAAGAAUUAUUUAAGUUAGGUUCUAAGCCUGGUUUUAUUAUUAAGCUAAAAACAUCUAAGAAUGUAGAUGAGGCCAAGACAGCUCUUGAGGAUUUAGUAGAAUAAGUAAAGUAGUUUGUUGAAUGCAUUCUACCUGUUGAAAUUUCUGAAUAAUACAUGUCUAUGCUUGAUAUUUAGGUUGAAAAGGAUGGCAAUGAUCUCCUUCUUUCAUUUUCUAGUGGAAACAACCUUAUUACUUCUCUUGCUGAUUCUUAUCAAAAUAUUGUUAAUGAAUUUAAAGUUGAUGACUAAAGCAUUGUUUUAAAGCUAAGCUGCUCAAGUUAAUUGAACAUCGAGAAAUCAGCUUCAACUGCCAAUAGUAUUUUAGCUGAUUUAAUUAAAGGUUUACAAAUAAAUGCUAGCUUUUCUGCUUCUUCAUUUAUGCUAGAUAAUUUAAGAAAUAUUCUCUAUUCUAAAAUUCUUAAGGAAAUAAAACAAGAAGAUGGCUCUUAUGCUGAGUAUUCAAGAAGAAAGAAAUAAGAGGAAGCUGCAUUUUUAGUUUUAGCCUCAUUAAUUAAUGGAAUUUCAAUUAACUUGAAUACCUAAAAAAUAGAAGAUAUGCUUCCUGCUUCAAUAACUGGUUUCACUUUUGAAGAACUCAUUUCAAAUGCCAAGAAGUAUACAACAAGUGCUGAAGAUUAACUUUAAUUACCUAUUAUCUAAGAAUUAAUAUAAUUCUUUAACGAAUAUACUCUUUCUGAUGUUGAAUGCUUAGGUAUUUUCCCAGAAUCAUUUGUUAGUAUCCAUUUUAAGACUAUUGGACUUUCUACUAUUCUUGGUAAGAUAUUAAAUGUGUGA